Molecule: messenger RNA, 1119 nt
Organism: Drosophila navojoa
Lineage: Eukaryota; Metazoa; Arthropoda; Insecta; Diptera; Drosophilidae
Source: RefSeq, a predicted model, not a curated record
ACUAUCGAUGCCACGCAACCCUGGGCAUAAAUUAGCGGCAAAAGAAGCAUCAAAAUACGCAAUCAAAACAAGUGGGACUAAUGCGCUGUUAUUUAUUUAUUAGAAAUGGAAUCCAUAAAUUUUAACGAUUUCUCCGUCAAGGAACGUCACGAGAUAAUCACGGCGUUCCUCAUCAAAAUGCGCAAAGCCAAUUCGAUGCACAGCGCACACAGCUUCUUUCAAUAUUACCUCAAGCAAUUUUACAAGAUGCCAACCAAACUGCUCGACGACAUAAUCUAUUGCCAGCGCGCUAUGAAAAGCUAUCUUUCCGUACAUCAGACAAUCACAAAUGUCUUUGCCGUUCAAGCAGAUGCCGAUCCCGAGACAAAAAACAAUUAUCUACUCGAGAUAGAAGACACGGUGCAUCAAAUUAAUGCAGAGUGCCAAUAUUUGAUGAUUCGCCUAGAAAAAGACAUCGAAAACUUCUGUUUACCCUUUACGGAGCAACAGCUGCAGCCCAACAGCGAUUUGAUCAGCGAAAUGGUCAGUGAAGCUAUUGUCCCGUUAGUCUGCACGAAGAGCCUGCUGCCCUUCAAGCCACAUACGGUCACAGAACGGCCCACAGAGAACCAAUUGCUUCGCAAAUACUUCACCAUCGACGUAGACAAGAAGAGCUCGUUAGGCGCCAAAACGGAGGUCACAAAGCCCACAAAAUCGACAACUAGCUGCAGAAAGAAAAACGUGAAUGCAAUUGCUGCUGCCGCUCCCCCUGCUCGGGUUACAACUGCGCAACCUGCUCGUGCUCCACCUGCUCCCACUUCUCGUGCCACAGCUGCUCCUCCGGCUGUUCGUGCUUCUGCUGUUGCUCCGCCUAAAUCAAGCUGCAAACCAGCAGCAAAGACAACGCCAACAGAGGAUGCAAGUAAAAGCGAUGCAGUGAAUGCCAGUCGCCUUCAUUUGCAGGCGGCUCUGGAACGAGCGCGCCUCAAGAAGCAGAAGGUAAACAGCGAGACCAAAGCGCAGAGUCCCAAGGAAUCGUUUCUGCAGUCCUUUGGGCUGUGCACACAGCUGGAGCACAAGCGUAUGCUCCUGGCCCAGGCGCUGAGUCACAAGCGGGUUCGAAAGCCCAUACAAAAUUAG